This is a messenger RNA of Prorocentrum cordatum, 1206 nucleotides long. Lineage: Eukaryota; Dinophyceae; Prorocentrales; Prorocentraceae. The record is from the annotation of a GenBank genome assembly.
AUGCGGGCUCGCAACCUGUACGCCGCGGAGGGCCUCCACAGGACGCACUUCGGUCAGCUGCUCGUGGCCUGCCCCGUCAGGCGGAUGUACGCCGACCUCUCCGAGAGCGCAGAGGUGGCGCGGCGUACCCAGGACGUGAGGGCCUUCAACCGAGCAAACCGCUGGCGCAAGCGGGGCCUCGCUCUCGUGCUGAACAAGUUUGGGAUCAGCUUCACGGCGAAGUUCAUGAACCAGGCCGGGGCUCUGGUGCACGUCUACGUCGACGGGACGGUGCUCGUCACGCACGGAGGGACCGAGAUGGGCCAGGGGCUGCACACGAAGAUCUGCCAGGUUGCGGCCAGGGCGCUGGGCGUGCCCGUCGAGGACGUCUACAUCCGGGAGACUUCGACGGACACGGUGCCCAACGCAUCCCCGACGGCGGCUUCGGCGUCUUCGGACCUGUACGGGAUGGCAGUCCUGAACGCAUGCGAGCAGAUCAAGGGUCGUUUGGCUCCGUAUCUUGAGGCGUGCGGAGGCGAUUUCAAGAAGGCCGUGAACGCGGGCUACUUUGAUCGGUGCGAUCUUUCCGCGCACGGUUUCUACGUUACGCCAGGUAUAUGCUACGAUUGGAAUAACCCCAAUUGCAAAGAACGCGGUUCAACACCUUUCCGGUAUUUCACGUAUGGUGCAGCUUGUUCCGAGGUAGAGAUCGACUGUUUGACAGGGGAUAUGCGCGUACUGCGCGCAGACAUCCUCAUGGAUUUGGGAAACAGUCUGAACCCAGCGAUAGACAUUGGACAGAUCGAGGGCGCCUUUGUGCAGGGCAUCGGGUGGACCAUGCUGGAGGAGGUGGUCUGGGGCUGCAACGAGUUCCCUUGGCUUAAGCCUGGUGCCCUCUUCACGCGAGGACCGGGGACAUACAAGAUUCCCUCGUUCAACGACGUGCCCGUAGACAUGCGGGUGACGCUGCUCAAGGACAGCGCGAACCCCACGGCCAUACAUUCGUCCCGCGCGGUGGGCGAGCCGCCUUUCUUUCUGGGCUCCUCGGCCUUCCUGGCCGCGCGCCAGGCGAUCGCCUCUGCGCGCCGCGACAACGGGCAUCCCGACGAGCACUUCACCGUCGAUACCCCGUUGACCCCAGAGCGCAUACGGAUGGCCUGUGGGGACAGGAUCGCGGAGAGCUUCUCGUCCAAGAUGUCGAGGCCGCGGCCCAGCGGAUUCUGGUGA